Molecule: messenger RNA, 2020 nt
Organism: Gadus morhua (Atlantic cod)
Lineage: Eukaryota; Metazoa; Chordata; Actinopteri; Gadiformes; Gadidae
Gene: crp1
Product: C-reactive protein 1
Exons: 3
Coding region: 1000-1689 (229 amino acids)
Source: RefSeq, a predicted model, not a curated record
CAUCGGUUAUGUUCAUAGAUUAUGCAAUUAUAUGAUGGUAGUUAAAGUGCCUAUAAAAUAAAUACACAACUUAAUAUGAAAACAUGCCUGCUGCCCAUGUAAUGAGACGGGUAGCUCAAUAGGCAGAGCAUAACGUGAUGAAAACAUCUGUAUUGAAACAGCAGUCUGCUAGGAAACAUUCAACUAAUUGAUUUGGUUGGCUUUCAUCAAUGGUUAAAGUCAUCAGACUCGGUGAUCUGUGAAGUCGUCGUUAAAUUGAUCGGUUUGAUUAAUAACAAAUGUUGGGUACCGGAUAAUUUAAUCUGUUUCAGUGGAUGUUAAAUUUGAAGAUGGCUUUAAAAAAAGACUUUAGUGAACGGAAAAAAACAAUUUCUUGCAGGCCUAGGCCUAUAUUGUUUUUAUGUACAGACAGCCUACACAGCAGUCUGUUAAACAUGAGACUCACCAGGGAUGGGCCUCGACAUGUUAAACAUGUCGAGCCCCACCUCACGCCUGAGCUCAACAGGAGAAUAAAGCCGUCAUGGGACUCAAACCCAGGCUGGAGCCAUGGAGAGAAGGACGACCUGACCGCCACAGACUGAUUUUGAACCUUAAAAGACCUGCUGUGUAACUAUGGUUUUAAGUGACUUAAAAAGUCAUAGAUAACUACUAUUAGCUGUUUGUAGAGGAGGUGGUCGGCAUGUGGAGAGUUCAUCCAGCGGCUCUGAACAAAUGAAGGCUUGAAGAAAGCGCCACCAAAACAAGAGUGGCCCUGAGUCUCGUGCCACCCAGAAGAUUCUUUCCAGUCCGCACUGUGCGGUCCCGCCGCUGGUCAGUCACACGUCGACGGACAGCGGACCUAUUGUGACGUCACGGUGCCAGGAGCGAGGGCUGCCCAGAGCUGGUCCUCCUCAUCCUCAUCUUCAUCAUCAACAGCGAGGAGGAGAGUGGUACAGCACCACCACAAUCAUAACAUAACAUAAUAUAAUAUAACUAGAUCAUAAAGAAGACGUCAGAACGAUGGUCCUGGUCCGUGGACACUCUCUCCUGGGGGCGAUCCUGCUGUGCUCAGUCCUGCUACUCGUCUCGUCCAACGAAGUGGGCCUGGCCGGCAAGGUGCUGGUGUUCCCCUACGAGACGGACUUCAGCUUCGUGACCCUCAAGCCCCGCAUGGCGAUGGAGCUCCGCGCGUUCACGCUGUGCCUGCGUGUGGCCACCGAGCUGCCGGCCGACCGCCAGAUCAUCCUAUUCGCCUACCGCACCGCCGACUACGACGAGCUCAACGUGUGGCGCGAGAGGGACGGCCGCGUGUCAUUCACCCUGAGCGGCGACGGGGUCUUCUUCCACCUGCCCCCCAUCACCACCUUCCGUACCAGCCUCUGCCUCACCUGGGAGUCGAACCGGGGACUCACGGCCUUCUGGGUGGACGGCAAGCGCAGCAGCUACCAGGUGUACAAACCCGGGCACACGGUCCGGCCCGGGGGCACGGUGCUGCUGGGGCAGGACGCCGACAAGCACCUGGGGGACCUGGAGGCCACGCAGAGCUUCGUGGGCGAGGUGACGGACCUCAACAUGUGGGACCACGUGCUGUCCCGCAGCGCCAUCCAGGCCUGGCACUACGGACACCGGGUCCCCGAGGGCAACGUGUUCGCCUGGGCGAGCAUCGAGUACGCGCCCAGCGGGAACGUCCUGGUGGUGGACGACGACUGACUGACCGAUGCCGUUGUGGAGUCGCGAGCACCGAAGCGCGUUCCGGUUGGACUGUUGUGUGGCGUCAUGGUCUCCGUAAUGUUGUUCUGCGUCUCCAUGUGUCUCUAAUCGCUUUGAGUGACCUGUAGUUUACCACCCUGCGCCGACAACACACACACACACACACACACACACACACACACACACACACACACACACACACACACACACACACACACACACACACACACACACACACACACACACACACACACACACACACACUGUUCUGCACUGGAGCGUUAAAAUGCUGUAGAAUAAUUCUUAAAAUAAAGCUAUUUACCUGUUGUUA